GGCCCCGUGUGGAAGUCACCGCCAAAGCUCAGAAACUUCUCCACUUCUCCCAGCAACACAACUCUCGCCACAACUCCCCGCACCAUGGCCUGCUGCUCCACCAGCUUCUGCGGAUUUCCCAGCUGCCGCACCAGUGGGAUCUACGGCUCCAGCUACUGCGAGCCAACCUGUACUGGCACUGGCUGUGGCAUCGGGGGUGGCAUCGGUUUGGGCCAGGAAGGCGGCAGCAGCGCCGGCGCCGUGAGCUACCGCACCAGGUGGUGUCGCCCAGACUGCCGCGUGGAGGGCACCUACCUGCCGCCCUGCUGCGUGGUGAGCAGCACGCCCCCAACCUGCUGCCAGCUGCACCAUGCCCAGGCCUCCUGCUGCCGCCCCUCCUACUGUGGACAGUCCUGCUGCCGCCCGGCCUGCUGCUGCCACUGCUGUGAGCCCACCUUUUAAGAGGCAGGUUGCUCAUUCCCAGCUGCCCAAGACUCAGUAUCUCUGCAUUGUUCAUCUCUUUGACCACCCCUGGACACUAGCACGUUCUUAGACCUCUAUUUCAUUUUCUGCUAUGGUUGUAUCGAGUAUAUGAGCACCAUGCUUCUAUCUGUUUCCAUUCUAUAAUGAGUACCUUAACCACUGUGGGCACAAAUGCUGUGAUCCCGCUGUAUGACUGCCCAGUUGCUCUGGGUGUACUAUUUCUGAUGCUCAAAAUUACCAGUGCAUUGUGCAGUCUUUCCAUGAGAAUUGUCCACAACUUUAUUUUCCCUCUUAAUAUCUACUUAUCUCUUCUGUUUACCUAAAAAUAUUUUUCCAAUGUCAGAGGCACCCAAAUACAGCCAAGAGUCAUUUCUCAGAAGUCAUCAGUGAAAUUGGAAGCUCUUCAUCCAACAUCCACCUGCUAAGAAGGCUGGAUCUUUCUACACUGCAACACCUGACCCAGGCCUCAGUUCUGAGAUCAUAGCAAUCCUGCCUGUUGGCUAUAUCAGCUUUAUUUGUAGUACAAUGUCUUCUGAUAUCUCUUAAUAAAGGUUAUCC
Chinchilla lanigera (long-tailed chinchilla) is the source of this 1020-nucleotide messenger RNA. RefSeq names its product keratin-associated protein 9-3-like. The record is from RefSeq and is a predicted model, not a curated record. Gene Ontology annotation, cellular component: keratin filament. The coding region runs from base 85 to 441 and encodes 118 amino acids. The transcript has a single exon. Lineage: Eukaryota; Metazoa; Chordata; Mammalia; Rodentia; Chinchillidae.